Molecule: messenger RNA, 1803 nt
Organism: Bipolaris zeicola 26-R-13
Lineage: Eukaryota; Fungi; Ascomycota; Dothideomycetes; Pleosporales; Pleosporaceae
Exons: 5
Coding region: 1-1803 (600 amino acids)
Biological process (GO): monoatomic ion homeostasis; transmembrane transport; borate transport
Cellular component (GO): plasma membrane
Molecular function (GO): solute:inorganic anion antiporter activity
Source: RefSeq, a predicted model, not a curated record
AUGGAGUCGUCAGGCGCAACGGGUCGGAACAGUAAACUGGAAAGGAUCGCGACUCGAGAAUCCUAUACUUUCCAAGGACAAAAAGGAUGGCGGAGAUGGCGUGUACUCCAGCCUGGUCGAGGCAUGUAUCACGAUGUUAAGCGGAGACUGCCAUACUACUGGAGCGAUAUCACGGACGCCUUCACUUAUCGGGCUUUUGCAAGUACGGUCCGCAUGUACUUUGUCAAUGUGUUACCUGCUCUUGCUUUUACACUCGACAUGUAUCGUCGCACUGGUGGAUUCUUCGGCGUCAACGAAGCCCUGUUUUCAUCAGCGUUGGCAGCAAUGGUAUUCAGUCUACUCUCAUGUCAACCGUUGACAAUCGUUGGCGUAACCGGUCUGAUUGCGCUGUUCAACUAUACCAUCUACGAUAUCAUCACACUCUACGAACCCAGUAUAUAUCCGGCAUUCACAGCCUGGGUCGGUAUCUGGGCUGCCAUUUUCCACUGGAUUGUGUCGUUCGGAAACUUUUGUGAUUACAUGGCUUAUGUUACCGACUUUUCCAGCGAAACAUUCGGCUUGUAUGUUGGUAUUAUUUAUUGUGUCAAAGGUGUUGAGGAGCUUAUCUAUCUCUUCGAAGCCUCGGAAUUUGAGGGUGGCUACCUCUCUAUCGUCAUCGCGAUUCUUUACUUUGGCUCUGUCUACGGUCUCGAAAAGCUUGGAGGCAGCACCAUCUUCAACCCUUUCGUACGUGAUAUUCUAGCAGACUACUCUUUCGUCUUUCCUACGCUGUUCUGGGUCGGCUUUUCGCAUAUACCCGGACGAUUGAAAGACACCGACAUGUAUCGUGUUCCAAUUGUAGGGGCUUUCCAGCCGACUCAGGAUCGCGAUUGGGUGAUAGACUUCUGGAAUCUUGAUGUCAAGUGGGUAUUUGUAGCUCUACCGUUUGGGUUCUUGAUGAUGUUGCUAUUCUACUAUGAUCACAAUGUUUCUUCCCUUACCGCACAAGCCCGCCAAUACCCCCUCAAGAAACCCGCUGGCUUCCACUGGGAUUUCUUCCUACUUGGAUGUACCUGCUUCGUCAGUGGUGUUAUCGGGCUUCCUCUUCCCAACGGUCUCGUACCUCAAGCACCAGUGCAUACCGACUCCUUAACCAUAUACGAGACAAGGCUCAACAUUACGGAGACCAAAGAUGGCCACGAGAUUCGCAAACCAGAGGUUGUAGCUAUUGCUGUGGUUGAGCAGCGAAUUAGCCAUUUCCUUAUGGGCAUGGCCAUUUGGGGUACUAUGACAGGUCCCCUGCUCAUCGUCCUACAUACCAUGCCUGCAGCAGUCUUUGCGGGUGUGUUCUUUGUCGUUGGUUGGGGCUCCAUAGAAUCGAAUGGUAUCUUGGCCAAGAUAUGGUACCUAAUGUCCGAAAGACGCUUUCUUGAUCCGCAAAACCCCCUCAACACCGUCUCUCGCAAGAAGAUCGGUCUCUUCAUCUGUAUUCAAAUCCUGGGCGUUGCUUGCACAGUUGCCAUUUCCCAGACGAUUGCCGCUAUUGGUUUCCCGGUGCUUAUCAUUGCUCUUAUUCCCUUGCGCACUUUCUACAUGCCAAAAUGGUUUUCCGAGCAGGAAUUGGGAGUGCUAGAUGCACUGACCGCCGAUAAUCCAGCUGUGUUGGUCAGCUUUGGUGGAACACCAAGUGGCAUGAAGGGCAGUGGUGUCGGUGUUGAAACAAGAGAUGAAGAACAGGGUGAUGUGGAGAAGGCAGACAGUUCUGCGUUACAGAGUAGGCCACCAAGUGCUACUAGACAGCGUGAAGGUAGCAUUCAUAGAUAG